Rhododendron vialii is the source of this 1046-nucleotide messenger RNA. Its product is annotated as interactor of constitutive active ROPs 3-like. Lineage: Eukaryota; Viridiplantae; Streptophyta; Magnoliopsida; Ericales; Ericaceae. The transcript is spliced from 2 exons. The record is from RefSeq and is a predicted model, not a curated record. Bases 156 to 824 code for a protein of 222 amino acids.
ACUUUGAUAAAAAACUCGAGAGGAGACUUGGGGAGCGGUGACCGCCGACAUUAGUGAACUUCUUCUUCUCCGAUACACUGCUCCGAUCAACUCGCCGGCGACCUCUCCUUGCUAAAAACUGGUUCUAUCUGGAUCUGCGUCCACAGCCAAAGGAGAUGGGAUUGGGAUCUGAUUUGGGCAUAGUCCAAUCACCAAUUGCAGCAACAGAGAGUUCAUCUUCUGGUCAGGAGGAGUUUAUUAAAAAAGAGGCUGAAUGGGACCGAGAGAUGAUGAAGGCGACGAAAGAGAUUGAAGAGUUAAAGGCUAAUUUAAUGGCCAAAGAAACUGAAAUCAAGAUUAAAAUGAAAAAGAAGGAAAUUGAAAUAGAAGGAAUGAAAGAUGACAAUCGGUUAAUGGAGUUUGAAAUCAAGAUGAUGGAAGUGGAUAUGGAAGAUGAGGCCCUUGCUCUACAGGAGGAAAAUUCAAAGUUGAAGGCAGAGCUGAGGAGGUUGGAAGUGCUAUUGGACCAGUGGAGGAAGGCAGCAGAGGCGGCAGAGGUUCAAAUGAAAGACGAGGUCCUCGCUUUACGUGGAAAAAAUUUAGAGUUGGAGACAGAGCUGGGUAGGUUGGAAAGGCAGUUGGACCAGUGGAAGGUGGCAGAGUUUCAAAUGAAAGAUGAGGCCCUCGCUUUACAGGUGGGUAGGUUGGAAGAGCAGUUGGACCAGUGGAGGAAGGUGCAAGCGGAGGCAGUAGAGGUUCAAAUGAAAGAUGAGGUCCUGACUUUACGGGGAAAAAAUUCGGAGUUGGAGGCAGAGCUGGGUAGGUUGCAAGAGGAGUUGGACUAGUGGAGGAAGGCGGCACCUGAGAAAAGAAGGAAAGCAAGAACUUUUUGAAAAAGUUGUUGCCAAGAAGAUUGUCAUAAAAGCUUGUAAUUUGUGGGUUGCCUCUAUGAGUAGUGGGUUGGCUCUAUCAAGUAAUCUGCUUGUAAGGAAAUGGUGGUCUUUAAGAAUUCGUAUAGGGGAAGUGGGAGAGAAAAUUGAACUAAAAAUUCAUUGUCCUUUUCCCUC